AUGAUCGACCUCGCCGUCAAGCCGCCCUUCUCGCUCGGUCAUGGCCGCCAGCCCUUCCACUUCCCCGGUCCUCUGCACUCGGCCGUGGCUGGCUCCCUCGCCAUGCCGUCCCAGACCAAACCCGCCGCUGUCGCUGCUAUCGACUCCCACGGCUCGCGUCAGCAGCAACCGCCGUCCCUGACCAGCCAGAUGCCCGCCGCCGUGCCCAAGCACGCCAAGGAGUCUUCCAUUGCCAUAUAUCUGCAGGUGCCGUCGUCGAUCAGUGAGAAUGGUGGCAGCCUGGCCGAUUUUGCUGCCCAGAUCACCUGUCUGUUCUGGUUUGCCAAAUCAUCGAAACUCAAGCAGAUCGAAGAGCGAGGACUGUCGUCACAGUUCAUUCCUCCGCUCGACCCGGAGUGCAUCCCCAGCAUCGGCUUCACAAAAUGGAUGACCACAAUCCUCUCCACCACGCAAGUCAGCCGCAACGUCGUCUUGCUGGCAUUGAUGUUCAUAUAUCGUUUGAAAAAGUUCAAUCAGUCCGUGAGGGGCAAACGGGGCAGUGAAUUUAGGCUCAUGACCAUUGCCUUGAUGAUGGGAAAUAAGUUUCUCGAUGAUAACACAUAUACCAAUAAGACAUGGGGCGAGGUAUCGGGCAUCCCAAUACAAGAAAUACACGUUAUGGAGGUCGAGUUUCUGAGCAACAUACGCUACAACCUCUUCGUCACCAAGAAGGAGUGGGAGAAAUGGCAUUCGACCCUUCGGAUCUUUGCGAACUAUUUUGCCCGUGCAUCUCGCAUGCCAUUGGACACCUCGACACAACAGCCCCAAAUCCCAAGCCUCCAGACCUCCCCGUCCUUCACAUCCAUGUCCGCAAGCCCAAUAGGAGUUGGUCGAGCCACACCGCCCACUUACCCUUCAACCCCAGUGACGCCAUUUGGUGGGUCGUCGGCUUCCUUCUCUCGCCACCUUCCAGCAGUCCAUCCACCAAUAUUGAACUCAACUCUGGCCAACGAGAGAAAACGCAGCUAUGACGAACAGGCGGACGAGCAUCCUCCCAAGAAAUAUGCUGGCCCUAGUACUUGGAGACAACCCGUUGCACACCCCCCUUACUCCGUGGCGACGUCCGAACCUGUCUCUGCCUCGUACAACACUUUGCCUGCUCUGUCAAUUCCCCCUAUACCUCAGCUGGUUCCUACAAUGCACGUACCUGUCUGUCUCCCAUCUACUCCGUCAUCCGCCGGCCUUCCCACGUCGAGCUCGUCCACCAGUUUUCCGUUGUCCAAUCAGCUGCCACUCCCAGUGUCCCGUGCCAUGCCGAAUACCUACACAUCUGCUCCUACUUGGGGACGACAAGGAAUCUCACCACCAGCCCUGGCACCCGUACUCAAUCCAGCACCUACAUCGGCCUUGCUGCCCGACCUUGCCAGACACUCCACUACGUAUCCAGCAAACACAUCGAUUAUCUCGCCUGCUCUCACAGCUUACUCGACACAAACUCCUACCCGUCUUUCUCCCACCGGAAUGCUCGAUAGAAACUCUCCCUAUCGGCCCGUCCGCCCUGUCAACACGCUUCUAUAUCCCAAUCCCUCUCCAUCCUUCCCGCAAGCACGACAAUUUCCCAUGAACAUGAUGUAUUACCAGCCGCUCGGCAAAUCUUUGGCGGAACGCCGAACCGGUGUUCUUCCCUACUAUCCGCAGCCGGAAGAGUGGCCAGAGAAUUCAUUGCCACCCUUUCCUCAGCUUCCGCCCCGAUGA
Molecule: messenger RNA, 1734 nt
Organism: Ophidiomyces ophidiicola
Lineage: Eukaryota; Fungi; Ascomycota; Eurotiomycetes; Onygenales; Onygenaceae
Exons: 3
Coding region: 1-1734 (577 amino acids)
Biological process (GO): regulation of cyclin-dependent protein serine/threonine kinase activity
Cellular component (GO): nucleus; cyclin-dependent protein kinase holoenzyme complex
Molecular function (GO): cyclin-dependent protein serine/threonine kinase regulator activity; protein kinase binding
Source: RefSeq, a predicted model, not a curated record